CUAUCACACCGUUCGCCAUUGCCAGAAAAUUUUUUUCUCAAAAAAAAAAGUGGCUCGGAAAGUGUGUGAAUUAAGCAAGAAAACGUGCAAUUUUAUUUUAAAAAGAGACUUUUAGUGAAUAGCUUAGUGUAGCUAUCAGAACUGAAGAAGAAUAUAUAUAGAUAAAGAUGCGUGGACGCGGCGGAUUCAUUCCACGUGGUGGUGGUACCACUCGCGGCGGGUAUUACAACAAUCGCAACUCUAGCAACUAUGUCAAUACCCGUACCCAGGGAAAUUACCGACCGAAUGGCGGUCGCUACGAAAAUAACUACCACAACAACAACAAUCGCUACAACAGCGGAGGUGGCGGAGGCAACAACAGCCACUAUGACAACCGGAGUCGGGACAAGUUCACGCACCACAACUCGAGCAGCGGCGGGCGCUAUGAUUCCAGCUCCAGCCACAAGCGCAGCUAUGACUCAUCUCGCGAUCGCAGCAGCGAUGACCGCAAGCGGCCGCGGAUAGACGAUUACCGUCGCACAUCCUCGUCGAACGAUCGCAGCGAUCGACCCUCGUCCUCAUCGCAGAACGUUGGCUCUUCAUCCUCCAACUAUCAUCAGCGCAGCAGCACCGGCGGCGGUAAUAACAGCGGAGGCAAUGGCGGCAGCUCGAGUAGCUACCGCCCGCGCGACGAUUCGGCCAGCGGCGGCGGCAACAACCGGCAUCAGCGCGAUGGAUCGAUGGGCCCGCCCAAGCGGAUGAUGCGAAGCGUGGCCGGCACCAACUAUAUAUCCCGACCCCGCGGCACAAUGUCCAUGCGCGGCGGAAUGAUGCGCAGCGGAAUGCGGGUGGGUGCCAUGCGAGUUGUGCGUACCCGCAAUGUCAACGAAUCGAAUGAUCUGCGCACCAUGCGCCGCCAGCUGCUCUAUGCACAGCAGAAAGACCGGGCUCGCCUGCUCAAGAUUCAGCAGUUGAAAAGCUCGUUGCGACGACAACGCCAGGGCGGGAAUAGCAGCGACAAUUCCAGCGACAAUGAGGAGAAGACCGACGAUGAUGAUGCUGAGAAAAGCAAGAAGAAGAAGGGCAAGGACAAGGACGCUGAUGGCGACGACGACGACGAAGAUGAUGUCGAUGAUGAUGACGAUAACGACGAUGAUGAGAAGGACGACAAGGACGUAAAAAGCAAGAAAAAGCGUAACAGCAAGUCGGCCACCGAGGACAAGAGCGACGACGAUGACGAUGCCGAUGGUGGGGACGACGAUGAUCAGGAGAAGGACCUGAAUGAGUCUGAUCCUAAGAGCGCCAAGGACGGCGAUGCCACCGAUGACGAUGAGGACGUCAAAGUAAAGGUCAAGACCGAGGGCGGCGAGGCCGGCGAUGGCGAAAAGGCCGAUGAGAAGGUCGCCAAGUCGUCCGGUGCAGGUAAGAAGAAGGAGAAGGAUAGUGGCGACUCUAAGGACGCCAAGGCGAAGAAGUCCUCGUCGUCCAGCAAGAAGGAGCGCUCAUCGCGCAAGGACAAAGACGAUUCGGACGAUGAGCGCAGCAAGGAGCGGCGCACCUCGCGUCAUCGCGACGACGAUCACAACAACCGCAAACGCACCUUCAUCAAGCUCAUUUGCGUCCACUGUCGCGUCAAGUGUGUGACCUUCAAGGAGUACAACUACCAUUUGAACUCGCGCACCCACAAGAACGCAAUGCGCCAGGUGGCCCUUAAUCAGCGCGCUGAUCUCCAACGUAUGCGCGCCCGUCAGCGCACCACCCAGCGCGAGAUCGAGGAGAAUGCCAAGGAGGAGCACGAGUCGCGCUAUUGUCGCCUCUGCCGGUUGGCCUACCGCCAGCCCAAGAAUCUCCACCAGGCCUCUGAGCACCACAAGACCAUUAAGAAGUUCUUGAUGCCCUAUUGCGGCUCCUGCCACUUGGCGUUCAAGAACGCCAUGCUCUACGAGAACCAUCGCUGCUCCCUGGAGCACAUUAGGAAUAAGGCCCGUAACGAUGAGUCCGGUUCGGAUGAUAGCGUGGAUGAGCGCGAGAUCGAUUUGAAUAAAUUCCUCACCGUCGACUCGGUGGGCGAGAUCGAUGUUGACGUGAUCGAUGCCGAUGUGGAUGCCAUGGUGAUUGAGGCCGAAACAGCACAGAAGAGCACGGAUGAGGAGACCCGCAAACGCGGCUUGAUUGGCCCGGAUUUUAUCAAGACCAUUGAGGCCUUCUACUGUGAACUGUGUAACCAUUAUUCCACCAAGACUGAAGACACUUCCUUGGAGGACUAUACCAAGAAGCAUUGCCUGCAGCAUUCCCACGUGAAGGCCUUCCUCCGCAACAAGGAGGAGACCGAAAAGAAGGUCAAGGCGGAGGGCGGCGAGGAGGAUGAGCCUGAGGAGGAAGACAAGAAGGGUGGCGAUGACGAGGCAGAGGAGGCCGAUGAGGACAUGGAUGGCAAGGCCGAUGAGGAUGAGGACGAAGACUACGGUGAUGAAGAAGGGGGCGAUGAGACCCACGACGAGAAGCUGUGGGAGGAGGUGGACAAGGAUCUGGGCGACCUGCUGGCCGAAGUGGGCCAGGAAGAAGAGGAGGAAGAGGAGGAUGAGUCCGUGCUCAACAUUGACAUUGAAAGCGAGAAAAACAAGCUUAAAGAUGCCAAAGAGGAAGCGAAUGGCGAUGCCGAGGCGGAGGAAGCUGCUAAAGACACCACAACUCCGGUGGCCAAGUCGACGGAGAAAAAGCCAGCUGCCCCGGCUGCUACUGCUGCUGCUGCCCCGGCCACACCGGCCAAGACCAGCGCCGCGGCGACCAAGCAGCCCGUGAAGAAGGCAACGCCCAAGCCGGCUGCCAAAGCCGCCAAACCAGGUCCGGCUUCCACGAAGCGCAAUGUCUUGGUCAGUGUGAAGCGCACCUCCGCGGCCGCCAUCAAAGCUGCCACCAAGUCCAGCAAUACGGCAGCCGAGUCCAAGUGAGCGCAGCGCUACUCCACCAGCUGUGCACUAGCAAUAGCAGCGAACAACCAAACCCAGUGAUUUGGUUGCAACAAAAACACACACAUAUUUCAAAUAUAAUAACAAAAAAAUAUAACAUAAUGUGCUCAAAUAGUAAGUGCACGCCAAUAUGCCCAACAAGAGCUGCUCUGUCAUCGCGCCACCGACGAGCCCAGCCUGUUUAAUAAAUGUCUAAACCUAAAUAAACCAA
This is a messenger RNA of Drosophila kikkawai, 3159 nucleotides long. It is a transcript of the gene Ciz1, whose product is annotated as Ciz1 zinc finger protein. The record is from RefSeq and is a predicted model, not a curated record. NCBI's taxonomy places the organism in Eukaryota, Metazoa, Arthropoda, Insecta, Diptera, Drosophilidae.